ACAGAUGCUUGUUUGUGAUUAUUAGGAAACUUGAAUAGAGGAGAUAAUUUUGAAGAAUAAAUCUAUUUUUAUUCCUCUCUGCAUCAUUUUAAACUCACUCUAUAAAAUUAGAACCAUAUCUUCAAUUCUAGUGUCUUUUCACAUUACUUCAUUUAGAAAUUAUUUUUUUUUUUAGUAUUUAGAAAUGGAACCUAAAUGGGAAUUUGAAUGUCCCCAGUUUGUUGAUUUUACUCAAAAUGUAUCUGAAGAUGAAGACAGCGAUUCUUGGUUUGACGUUGAUCAUGAGGCCGACAUAAAUGACAUCCCACUUUUCAUGCCUGAAGGACAGAAUGCUAUCAUAGCCCAAGCAAUGCCAGUUGUUGUUGCCAAGCCAACCAAAAAGGAGCCUCCUGAAAAUGUUACCAAUGCUGAUGGUAAAGCAAAUACAGGUGUGUCUAAUAAAGACAAGCAGUCUCCUUUGAAGAACCGCUCAAAUAUAUGUGCUUCUGUGGAAGAAUUUCAUCGCAAAUUCAAGAACAAACCUGUUGCCUGUGUUGUUGGUAAAGAGAAUCAAGCAAAUAAAGGACCACGAAGGGUUUUGAGAAACCCUCAACCAGAGUCAGAGCAACCUACUGUAGCAAUCUUUAAGUCCUCAAAAAAAGCAUCACAAGAAUCAGAGCCACAACCUAACGGAUCUGACCAACCAGAAGGAAAUAAUCACCAAAGAAGUCUUAGUAAAGAUGCUAAUUCCAAGACUGAUCCAGUAUGUUCUACAAAUAAAAAAACAAAUCAAAGUAUGUCAAAACCCAGAGAUAGUAAGUCUGGAUCUACAGAGAAAUUAAACAAAUCCACUGCCUUUUCAAACAAAAGUAAUAUGAGACGUUCAAUCUCUUCAGGCAGUAUCAACAAAGUAGUGCCUAAAGAUAAACUCCAUAUCAGACGUUCAGGUUCCUUGGAUAAGCUGGCUGUCAAGAACACGGGAUGCACUGAUAAAAUGGCUCCAAAGUUAAAAGAAAACCUUCUCAGAACAUCUAAACACAUGACUUAUGAGGAAAUUGAACUACAACAGAUGGAAAUCGCACGAAAUAAGGCUUUGGAAGCUAAGAAAAUGGCUGCAGAAUCACUGAAAAGAGUGAAGAAUUCCAAGGGAUAUCAGCCUAUUACCUCCAACAAAAAAUUGACAGUUGCAAAAGAAUUUCAGUUCAAUUCUGAUAAACGACUCCGUAGUCACUCAGUUGACAAUGUAAAAUCUCCAAUUUCAGACUUGUCUCAGAUCUUGCGCAAAGAAGACAAAACUUGCCCAGCAUUAAAGAUGCCAACAAGGACAGUUGUUCAACCUUUUAAGUUUAGUGAAACCAAUCACAAGACUACAGCCACUAAUACCAAAUAUCAGUCAGUAGCAGAACAAAUUAAUAACUUCUGUAAGAGAACUCCAGAUCGCUAUAGGACUCAUACGAAAGAACCUGCUCCAAAGAAAGCUUGGUGUGCACCAAGAUGCACCAUUGCCAAGUCUCCUCAGUUGAGCAGCAAAGAUAGGUCACGACCUAUACAUGUUCUCAGCCAGAAGGAGUUGGAAGAGAUAGAACUGGAAGAGAUAAAGAUGAAUCAGUUCAAGGCAAAGGAUGUAAAUAGGAAGAUCUUUGAGGCACCUGUUGGUGUGAAAGAAGUACCAAAGAAAGACCCAACUGUUGUGAAACCAUUUGAUUUGCCUGGCAGCAAGAUUCCUUCAACAAAGAGGGCUUCUACUGAUGAUGAAUUUGAUUACCGAUUCCGUGCUCAGCCUGUUCCUACUGAAAUACUUCGAGGAGUUGUGGGUGUGAAAGAGGCUGAAUCUCUUCCAGUGACUAUUCCAGCUUCUCCUGCUUUUGCAUUGAAACACCGUAUCCAUCGACCUCAUAUAGAAGAACCUAAACAGGAGAAUUUGAUAAAGAAGCCAAAGUUCAGACCUUACAUCCACAGUGGCAUAAAGUUUGAACCAAAAUUAGACCAUCGGUGCACAGUGGUAGAACCUUUCACUUUUGAUGAUCGGAUGAGGGAGCUUUUGGUGAAAAGAGAAGAGCAUAUUAAGAAAAUAAAAGAGGAGAGUGCAAAGGUAUCUGAAUUUUAUGCCAAUCCAAUCCCUAAUUAUAAGCCUGGUCUCCCUGCCAAAAAGCCUUUGGUUGUGACAAAACAAGAGCCAUUCAAAUUGUUAAUUGAAGAACGUGUGGAAAAAAGGAUUGAAGAGAAACAGCGUCAGCUUGAAGAGGAAGCCAGAUUGUUUGAAGAAAAUAUGAAGUUUAAAGCACAACCUUGUGAUAUCAUCAAUAAAACCCCAUUUGUACCACAUCUGGAUCAUAAACGCACAGUUGAGGUUGUUGAGUUCAAGCUAAACACAGAGAUGCGUCAAGCUCAACGUCAGCAGUAUUUUGAUCAGAAGAAGGCACAUGAGAUGGAGCUACAGGCAUUACAAAUAGAGCAGGAACAGCUGAGGAGAGAGGAAGAAGAGAAAGAAAUCCAACGGCUAAGGGCUGAGGCUGUACACAAAGCCAUGCCCAUUCGACAUUAUAAAGCAGUUGAGAUUCAGCGUAACUUGCUACCCCCUACUAUUCCUCAGACUCCAAAAUUCUGUUAUAAGAGCCGUGUGCGCAAUGUGAAAGCUGACAACUAAGGUUUCAAGAUGUUCGAUUCUUUCUUGGUUCUUAGAUCUUUUGGGUUGUUCCUAUUCAUGAAGAUCAAUUUAUUUUAAAUAUUUUAAUAUUUCAACUUUGCUUCUCUUCAAGAACCAGGUGAUAAUUCUGACCAGCCAUACACCUACUCUCAUUGACCUGUUUUUUUUUUUUUUUUUUUUUCUUUUCUCGUUUUCUUCUGAAAAGUCAGUGUCUGCUAUUAAGGCAUUUCCUUGUCACAAUUUGAUUUUCUUUGUGUGUGGCAUAGCAUUACAUAAGAUGUUGGUGGUUCUUUUCUUCCAACAAAUUAAAAUUGAAUGUCUGCACCAGCAGUUGACAUUUCAUCUAACUUGUAUCACUAAUGGCCUUAAGAGAAAACUGAUACACAAUCUUGUUCAUCCUUCUUUCUGCCUGCUAGAUAUAAAAGCAACUCAAAAAAACCUAAAUAUUGCUUAUCUUGAGUUUAUGCAAGAGUUUUGUGAAUUUAGUGAAGAUAACAUUAAAAUCUUAAUUUAAUUCUUUUUAUAAUAUAGGAUUUGUCUUUCAGUUUUCCAUCUGAUAAGUAAUAUUUCUUUGGUGCUGUUUAUAACAAUCUUGAUGUAUAUAAGACCUCACUUUGCCUGGAAAUAGCUAUGGGUUGAACAUAAUUUAAUGGCAGAUUUUCUACAACCAGAUGUCCUUGUUGCCAACCCUCACUUGUUUCCAAGCAAGGUGAUGAGGUGAAAUAUAUUUUUUCUUUUUCGUGUUGGCAUGGUUUGGAUGGGGUCUCCAAACAUCUCAUUAAUUGUUAGUCCUUCAUCAUCUGUAAUAUGCAACAAGAAAACUGGCUGUGUUUACUAUUACAUAUAUCCCGUUUCUGUUAGAUGCUCUGCUGGCACUUGAAGUUAGCGGAGACUAGAGUCCCCUCUAUACAGUUGCAUUUGUUCCAACCUUGACUUUUUUCUUUAGUUUUUAAAGCUGUAUGCCCUUCUUAUGCUAGUGAUUUCAUGGCAUGACCGAUAUGUAUGUAUGUAGAUAAUUUCUUUUUAUUAUAAUCAUGCUUAUCUUUAAAUUAGCACACUAGAUUCCCCUGACUUUACAUUGAGUUUUUGAUCAUUUUAAGGUGUAGUUUUCUAAUUUAUUUGUCUAUAAAAGAUGCUGCUUUCAGGUUCUUUAAUUUACUGGUAAAGACUUUUUAAUUCAAUCAUGAAAGAGAAUUCAUCCUUUCUCUUCAAGCAUCAUUGAGCUCAACAAUUCUUUUUGAUAUCAAACUUUCUACUAAUGUUGCAAAUGUCAGUAUAAUAAUUCAUACAAGGUUAUUGAUAAUUAUAUAUGGUUAUAGUUAUAAUUGUGGUUCAGUUUAAUUGUUAUAAAUUGUGUAUAGUUACAUAUGUAGUCAUCUAUCUAGGGCAGAUUAAAUUCCCGAGAUCCAUGGACGAGUUCUCUCCAGCAAUCUUUGUCUAUCAUCACUGCCAUGUCGUGUGUCUCCCAGAGACCAGUGUCUGUCCUUGGUACAACAUCAUCCUCGGUCCCCCUCUUCAAGUGUGCCCUUGUAGGGGGCUCUCACAGGAGCACUGAGUACAGUAUCAACUCUGAAUGAUGGUGAGCAUGUCCAGCUAACCUCAGUCUCCUCUGUGUUAUUUUCGAGCUAACUUUUGGAAGGCUCUCAUACAGCUCUGAGUUUAUACAUCCUCAGUGUAUAUUGAUUAAUGUUCAGAGCCAUUCUCAGCAUUCUUGUGUAGCACCCAUCCACCAUCUGAAUGAGUUUCUUGGUCACUGUCCAGGUCUCAGACCUGUACAACAGCACACUCCACUGCAGCAGGAACAUUUACAAAGGUCCAACUUCCAUACAAAUCUCGAACUGUGGCAUGCCACUCAGGCUUUUCUCUUCUUUUCAAUUAUAUUAUUCUGUGUUCCCAAUCUUUACUCCCAGCUACAGGAAGUCCUCAACCAACUCUAGUGGUUUCCCGCCUACAUUCAUAAUCUCUGGCUUAAUGUUCUUUACCAGAUACUUCAUCUUAUUCUCAUUCAUUUUCAGCCCCACACUCAUCGACACAGUCUCCACCUCCUGCAUUAAUUACUCUACCUCCCUUACUGUGUUUGUCGUCAGCAAGUUCAGCAUCUGAUAUCUUUUUAGCUUUGACCCUCCUGUUCUGAGCUUGUGCUACAGUAAAGCCAGAGUCUCAGUCCCUCCAAUUUCUCUUUCCUCUGUCUCUCCACACAGAGCACUAAACCUGUUCCUCGCUUCUACUGUGUACCUCUCCUAUAGCUUAUCUUCCUUGAAUGCUCUUUGGUGUUGAGCCUUACUCUUUCUUAAGCUCACCCAGACAUUACUCAUAGCAAGCCGGUAGUCACUGCCCAAUAUACUGAAAUAGUUGUAUGGUUUUAUGUUCAGAACACUGUUUCACCACUUCUUCCUCACCAGAAUGAAAUCAAUCUGGGACUUGGACAGAUGCAUAUCAGAAAUGUAGGUCCACAUUUUCCCCAGGUUUUUCCUAAACCUUGGGUUGGUUGCUAUCAAGCUCACCUCCAGCAGAGUGUUACAGAAGUACCAGCAAGGAUCUACACUGCUCUUCUUACUCAGAUGUAUAUUGAGGUCAUCCAGAACAAGCAGCAUGUUAUGUGCUGGUGUGGUGUUGACAGUUCUAUACAUUCUCAUGGAACUCCUCUGCACUUUCAUCACUGUUCCCUUCAGUUUUGGUUAUAUAUAUAUAAUUUACAUAUAUAAUGAUAAUAAUAGGGAUAAAAAUCUAAAAUUACAGGUAAAAACCAAAUUAAAAUCAAUUUAUUAAAAUAAAAUUAAGUUUCAUUAAAGUCAUAUUUAUUAUAU
Molecule: messenger RNA, 5433 nt
Organism: Octopus bimaculoides (California two-spot octopus)
Lineage: Eukaryota; Metazoa; Mollusca; Cephalopoda; Octopoda; Octopodidae
Product: targeting protein for Xklp2
Biological process (GO): regulation of mitotic spindle organization; activation of protein kinase activity
Cellular component (GO): spindle; microtubule
Source: RefSeq, a predicted model, not a curated record